Misgurnus anguillicaudatus (oriental weatherfish) is the source of this 3892-nucleotide messenger RNA. The record is from RefSeq and is a predicted model, not a curated record. NCBI's taxonomy places the organism in Eukaryota, Metazoa, Chordata, Actinopteri, Cypriniformes, Cobitidae.
AGCAUUGCAAUUUUACAAUAUAGAUUAAACUGUUAAAAGGUUUGUUGGCCCAAAGAUAUUGAGGUUAUACUUACAUAAAAUCGUCAGGGAUAUGAAGGACAGAACCCAAGUGCAGACAGCUCUCAACCAAAAAGACUUUUAUUAUAUUACAAAAACACCCUCAAGGGGGUAAACAAGGCAAGAAUAUAAAUGAUAACAUACAAAAAGAAAUGGCAAACCAAAACAGGACCCAUGACAGUGUCAAACGUGACACACACUAUGAUCCGACACAGGACAAUGGCUUUAAAUAGGGAAGAACUAGGGAACAAGGACACACAGGUGAAGGGCGUAAACUAAUAAUGAAUAAUUAACAAGGCAUGAUUUUCAUGUUGGAUGAUUUUGUGCAUAAAAAUAAGUCAAAAAUGAUUAUUCACAGGCUAUUUUGUUCAAUUUUUUUGCAAUGUCGUGAUUUGGCCAGAAGAGGGCAUUGUUAAUCUGAUAUUUUAGUCUCAAGAAAAACUUUAAAGGCAAAUUACUAAGAACAAAAUAGCAUCACACAAGUUUUGAGUGUUUUCUUUAAGACCUCUUAUAGCAAGGAGAGUGUAAUCUUUCAUAAAAAUAAAAACAAAUGGAGGUCUUGUGCAGGCGUCGGUACCGGUUCUUGCCUUUCUGGAUAGGAUACUCAGAACAUGGUUGAUCUAUAGAACCUUUUUAAAGGGUACUGACCCAGUAACAGCUUGUGACCAUAUUUUUCUGACAGUUCAUAGUGGAUGCUUUUUGUCUUUUUUUUAUAGGGGGGAUUUAGAGAUUAGGCUACAAGUACAAUACUCUGUACUAGGGGAGUAUACUCAACUCAGAGUAUUAUCAUGAUCUAUCAUCAUUAUUUGUUGUUACAUACCAUAUCCCCUGCCAAUAGUUUUGACUUUAUCUUAGACAUGAAGGAAUGUUGCUUUCUGGCUGCAUAGAUACAGAAACAAAGUGUGUUCACCACAUCUAUUAAAUCACUGUAAUGGUUUGCCUUUAUAUAGCUUCUUUUUUUUAAAGUCAGGUCCGGUAGAAGCUCUCUAGCUCUUUAAAGUAACAACUGAACAUUUUUGUCAAUGUGCAGAUGGACAAAGUACUGUAUAGCUUUAACAUUUUUUUACCUUUAAAACACUGCGGUGAAAACCAAGCACUACGGUUAAUCUUAUGAUCAGAGAAACAACCAGAUCCACUCAUCUGGAAACGAUAUCUUUAAAAUCAUUCAACUGCUAUCAUGUUCAUCUGUAAUGGUCUCGUGCAUAAGUACAUUGUAACGAAAAAUGUAAGAAAGAAUGUGAAACCACUAUUUUUUGAACUAAGACUCAACCGUGCUCUUUGUGUUGUUACUAUAAGUAUUACAUGCUUUAAAAACAGCCAUUUUCGAUUUCCCAUUGUUACAAACAUGCUCAAGAAAUGCCAUAACACAUAAUCAUUUAAAAUGACGUGAACUCUCUCAAAAGGGGAUGCUGCUAUCACAGUCAUGUUCUCGAGCAAGAAUAAACACCGGGUCACACAUAGAGGUUAUGAAACAAGGAAGAAGGAAGGUAAUAAAUACUAGUUGUGUUUGAUUUGUCAGUGAUAAAUUAACUCUAGGAUGGUUGCGAUAAGAAGCAAAUGUUGGUCAGUGAGAAACUAGAUGACAUAUGAAUAUUUUCCAGAGGCAAGGUAAGACCGCCAAUGAAUUGAUUUUGUCUAUUAAUUGUGCUGUAAAGUAGAAAUCCAGAAUUGUACUUUAAACUCGGUUGGAUGUGCAUACUGUUAAUUAUUUGGCCAUAAUUAUGACACUUUGUAUUGUAAUCUUUAUAUUACAAUUUGCAUUUUAGUUUAUAUACUGUACAUGACCACUGCUUUACAAAAAAACUUCCUUUUGAUAAUAAAUACAGCUUUAUGCACAACUUUGUUUAUUAUUGACAUAAAAAGCAACAUAUUUGGUCCCUUUGCUGUAAUGAUAACUGUAUAUAACCUCUUAUUACUGUAUCAGAUGCAUGUUUAUAAUUAAUGUGAGAAUUUUCCUAUUUACAGAUACAGUGAAUACGGAUACAUGUAGAAGUACACUCAAGGAAUUUUUCUUCACACUUUAACAGCAAAACAUGGCUGGUGGAGAAACGCGCAUAAUAUUAGGUGUACUGGGAUUCUCCAUAAUCCUGCUUGUCUAUUUAAACACCAGAAGUGAACCACUGACACAUAACAAACGUGCAGUUAGCAUUGGAUGUCUCAACUCGUCUUUGGUUUGUGGGCCAAAUGCAUAUUGUUACAAUAACAGUGGAAACUACUCCUGCUCUUGUUGGAGUGGAUAUAAUGUUACAAAGAUGAAUGAAUCUGUCAACAACAAUAACCCAUGCACUGGUACGUGUUUAAAUCAUUUAUCAAUGUUCGCUGGUAAUUUAUUGAAUAUUUGAUUAAAGGUGUCAGAGGGGUUUUCUGUUAGGAAAUGUUUUCGAAUGUUUUUUUUUUUUUUGUCAUUCCUGUUACAGAUGUGGAUGAAUGUCAGCUGUAUCCAUCUGUUUGUGGUCCAAACUCCAUCUGCACAAAUGUAAAUGGAAGUUACAGUUGCUCAUGUUCAGAUGGGUUUAUUGCACCAUAUCUCAACAUCAGCAUCAAUAACACAUGCACAGGUUUCAUUCCCUUUCCAGAUGUGGAUGAAUGUCAGCUGAAUCCAUCUGUUUGUGGGCCAAAUUCCAACUGCAUAAAUGUAGAUGGUAGUUAUAAUUGCUCAUGUUUGAAAGGAUUUAAUGCAACAUCCCCAAAUCUCAAAAUCAGCAUCAAUAACACAUGCACAGGUGAGAUCUGGCUUCACAUCUAUGUGGAUGAAUGUCAGCUGAAUCCAUCUGUUUGUGGGCCAAAUUCCACCUGCACAAAUGUAAAUGGACAUUAUAAUUGCUCAUGUUUGGAUGGAUUUAAUGCAACAUUACCGUAUCUCCCCAUCAGCAUCAAUAACACAUGCACAGGAAUCAUUGUGUUCUUAGUAAUGCCAGAAAUGCAUUUAAUGUUUUUUCAAUGUGACAUUCUCUUUCCAGAUGUGGAUGAAUGUCAGCUGAAUCCAUCUGUAUGUGGUCCAAACUCCAACUGCACAAAUGUAAAUGGAAGUUACAGUUGCUCAUGUUUGAAUGGAUUUAAUGCAACAUUACCGUAUCUCCCUGUCAGCAUCAAUAACACAUGCACAGGUAAAGUCUGCAUUAGAUAUCUGUGUUCUCUGUUGAAAGUACACAAGACACAACUUUUUUAUUGUUGUAGCUAAUUUGGCUCACGUACACUUAAAAAUUGCUGGGGUUUUUUAACAAUAGGUUGUAAUUUAACUAGGGCUGUCAAAAUUAACCCGUUAAUAAUGCAUUACUGCAAAUUCAUUUUGACACCACUAAUUUAAUUAGCGUGUGAUUAACGCAACAUGCUAUUUCUGUUUGAACCUUGGUCUAGCUCAUAGUUGGAUAAAUUGAGACGCACCCUUAGACAGUAAAUGUGACCCAGUAAAUGAGUCGGAGGAUUUCAUAAAAAUAAGAGCAUUAAGCUCUCGUCUAGCAAUCUCAAUGCCCAAUGCUUUUGUACGGUUGUUGAACAACUAAGAUGAUCUUUUUUGUACGAUUUCUAAGAGGUGUACCGUCCUAAAUGCUUAACUAAUACACAAAGGAUGGUUGUCCAUCCCAGGGGUGGAGCCAGACAUUGUAGACAUUGGGGGCUUAGCCCAAAUCUAGGGGUUCCAAAGCAUGAUGUCCCCUGCUGAUAUAUUUUCUCCAUUAACGGCAACUUUAUAAACUAUUUUUUAAUCGAAGUGUUCUCUGUAUUAUUAUUCUGAAACUGUAACAACAAAUUUUGACAAAAUAUGUUUGAUGUAGGCUAAUCCAGUAACUGAAGCUACAAAAGAAAAAAUAACAAUUUUGAUUUCACUAGCAGAACA